Messenger RNA from Closterium sp. NIES-67, 1737 nucleotides. The record is from the annotation of a GenBank genome assembly. Lineage: Eukaryota; Viridiplantae; Streptophyta; Zygnematophyceae; Desmidiales; Closteriaceae.
GUCGCCCUUGUGAAGAAUAGGGUGCUGGCUACAGUUGGAGAUAAGGAGUGGAUCCCAUAUGCCAAGUGGUAUGGGAGUGCUCCAGCUGUGAACAUGCUGAGGGCAUUUGGGUGCAUGGUGGUGUUUCAUGUGCCUAAGGAGAAAAGGGGGAAGUUGGAGGCUUCUGGAAGAUGGGGUGUGCACUUGGGGAUUGCAAAGGAUCACAAGGGGUGGCUGCUAUGGGACUUGACCACCCAGAAGCUGACAGUGUCAAGGGAUAUUGAGGAAGAUGAGAUCGCUCACUGCUACUGGGCACCAAUCCCUGAGCCCAAGACUCGAGAAGAGGCCUUGAAUGGACCAAAUGGGGAGAAGUGGAAGGCGAGUGAGGAUGAGGAGUUCGGGUCCCUGAUUGAGAACGAGACAUGGGACCUGUGUGACUUGCCUCCUGGAAAGAAGGCAAUCACUUCCAAGAUGAUCUACAGGCACAAGUAUGGACCUGAAGGGGAGCUGACCCGCUACAAGUCUAGGCUUGUGGCACGGGGGUUUCAGCAGACAAAAGGGAAGGACUAUGAUGAGGUGUUUGCUCCUGUGGGGAAAGGAACAACACUGAGGGUGCUGUUGGCGAUAGCUGCACUCCUGGGAUGGAAGAUACGGCAGAUGGACAUUGAAGUAGUGUGGCUAAGGCGUUUGUUGGAGGAGUUGGGAGUUGGUCAGGAGGAGCCGACAGUUGUGUUCUGUGACAAUGAGUCUGCUGUGAAGCUCGCCAAGAAUGCUUGUCUGCAUGGGCUGACAAAACACAUAAGGCCUAAGUGGCAUUGGGUGAGGAGACUCCUUGAUAAGGAGGUGCGGCUGGAGAUAGUGAAGACCCAUCAGCAGGCAGCAGAUAUUUUCACCAAGCGUCUGGCGGAGGCGGAUCAUUGGAAGGGCAUGAAGCUUGCUGGGAUGAUGGUGAACGCGCACAAGGUGGCGCUGUGCAAGGCUCAGGUGCACAAGGUGAAGGUGCACAAGGUAACGCCUAUCCUGGGAUAUUUGCUUGAUGAGGUAAAACCCCCUGGGAAGAUUAAGUAUGUGGCAGCAGCGUCAGGUGCUUUGCUCCCCGUGAUUGGUGUUGGGAAUGCCAAGGUUAAGGGAGCUAAUGGGGAGCUUGUGGGGCUUGGGAAUGUUCUGCUGGUUAAAGGCUUGUCUGCUAACCUUCUCUCUACUCGAGAAGAGGCCUUGAAUGGACCAAAUGGGGAGAAGUGGAAGGCGAGUGAGGAUGAGGAGUUCGGGUCCCUGAUUGAGAACGAGACAUGGGACCUGUGUGACUUGCCUCCUGGAAAGAAGGCAAUCACUUCCAAGAUGAUCUACAGGCACAAGUAUGGACCUGAAGGGGAGCUGACCCGCUACAAGUCUAGGCUUGUGGCACGGGGGUUUCAGCAGACAAAGGGAAGGACUAUGAUGAGCGCAGAGCAGAUGCUGGAGAUGCAGUUCAAGUGCUCCAAGAUGGGUGAGGUGAAGUACUACUUGGGGAUGCACGUGGAGAGAGAUGUGGAGAAGGGUGUGCUGAGGUUGCACCAGAGGAAGUACUGUGAGGGGCUGGCUGAGAAAUUUGCUUGAUGAGGUAAAACCCCCUGGGAAGAUUAAGUAUGUGGCAGCAGCGUCAGGUGCUUUGCUCCCCGUGAUUGGUGUUGGGAAUGCCAAGGUUAAGGGAGCUAAUGGGGAGCUUGUGGGGCUUGGGAAUGUUCUGCUGGUUAAAGGCUUGUCUGCUAACCUUCUCUC